Durio zibethinus is the source of this 627-nucleotide messenger RNA. NCBI's taxonomy places the organism in Eukaryota, Viridiplantae, Streptophyta, Magnoliopsida, Malvales, Malvaceae. The record is from RefSeq and is a predicted model, not a curated record.
AUGAUUCCAAAACGAUUCCUUCAAGACAGAAAAAGAAAGGGUUUGGUGUCGCCGCCAGAGACCAAACAAAUUACGUGUUUGAACUUUGAAGCCUGGAACCUCGAGUUUAUUUACGAAAAUGCCAUUAAAACUUAUGUCGGGUUUAAUCUGGGCCCUGAACGCCAACCCAGGCCUGUCUUAGAUCAAAAUCAAGUAAGGCUGAAAACGUUCUCCACUGUUGGCUCAAUAAUAAUUUUUCAGAACACAUUUGGGACGGCUGGCGAGGCCGUUGCAAUAAGGGUAUCAGGAGACAGAAAUGCAUUCUAUGGAUGUAGGAUUCUCUCCUGGAUGAUGCUGGAAAGCAUUAUUGCAGCAACUUCUACAUUGAAGGAGCCACAGAUUUCAUAUGUGGAAAUGCUGCCUCCUUUUAUGAAGUGGAGGUACCAUUUGCAUUCCCUUUCAACAGUAAACGGGUCUAUCACUGGCACUGCUGAAAAUAGGAUUUCACCGUCAGAGAAUACUGGUUGCAAGAUCACUGGUAUUGUUGCUGCUCUCCUUCGAAGGCUACGGGGUGCUUAUUCUCUGGUAGUCUUUGCCCUGACAUAUACGUCCAGUGUGAUAGUCCCACAAGGAUGGGAUGACUUUUAA